UAAGAACUAAGGACCUCCUCUUGGAGCACUGUGGCAGAAUUUCUUCUUCCCUCCACCCCCCAACCUCAUCCCGGGAAUACCUCAGUUUUCCCAAAAGUGUAAUGGGGGCAGGAAUAAGUGAGCAGGGGAACAGGGGGCAGAAGUGGCUGAUGGAGCUGCUCCUGGGGUCUGGGGGCAGUGGAUGGGAGGGAAAUUUUACUAAGCAGUUUGAGCUCCACACUCCAUAUGAUCUGAUGAGAUGAAAAAGGAGCAUUUCAUUCCAUCCCAGGAAGACAUCCUUUCCCUUGCAGCCACGUUCAACUAGAGAACAUCAUGGCAAGCAUGGCUGCAGUUCUGACCUGGGCUCUGGCCCUCCUCUCAGUGCUUUCAGCCACGGAGGCACGGAAAGGCUUCUGGGACUACUUCAGCCAGAGCAGCGGGGACAAAGGCAAGGUGGAGCAGCAGCAGAAGCUGGCACGAGAGCCCACGAGCCUGAAAGACAGACUUGAGCCAGACCUCAGCGAUAUGGACAAGUUCCUGGAAAAGUUGGGCCCUCUGAACGGGCAGGGGAGGGAGCCUCUCGGGCUCCCACGCGACCCGGUGGGGAUGUGGCAGCAGCUGCAGGAGGAGCUGGAGGAGGUGCGGGCGCGUCUGGAGCCCUACAUGGCGGAGGUGCAUGAGCGCGUGGGCUGGAACCUGGAGGGCCUGCGGCGGCAGCUGCAGCCCUACACGGUGGAGCUGAUGGAGCAGGUGGCCCUGCGCGUGCACGAGCUGCAGCAGCAGUUGCGCGUGGUCGGAGAGGGCACCAAAGCCCAGCUGCUGGGGGGCGUGGACGAGGCGCGGGGCCUGCUGCGGGAGCUGCAGAACCGCGUGGCGCACCACACCGGCCGCGUCAAGGCGCUCUUCCACCCCUACGCCGAGCGCCUGGUGUCCGGCAUCGGGCACCACGUGCAGGAGCUGCACCGCAGCGUGGCGCCGCACGCCAUCGCCAGCCCCGAGCGCCUCAGCCGCUGCGUGCAGAUGCUCUCGCGCAAGCUCACGCUCAAGGCCAAGGCCUUGCACGAGCGCAUCCAGCAGAACCUAGACCAGCUGCGCGAGGAGCUCAGCGCCUUUGCUGGCGCCCGCGCCGACGAUGCGGAGGAAGCAGCUCAACCGGAUCCCCAGGUGCUGUCCCAGGAGGUGCGCCAACGACUCCAGGCUUUCCGCCAUGACACCUUCCGGCAGAUUGCCGCCUUCACUCACGCCAUUGACCGAGAGACCGAGCAGGUCCAACAGCAGCUGGCACCGCCUCCGCCAGGCCACAGUGCCUUUGCCCCGGAGUUCCUCCAAGCCGACAGAGGCAAGGCCCGGGGCGAGCUGCAGGCCCGCCUCGACGAUCUGUGGGAAGACAUCAACUACAGCCUUCGCGACCAUAGUCCGGGCCAUCGGGGAGAGCCCUGAGGGUCUACUUGUCCACGCGCACUCUGGAGAGCCCGCGAUCUGAGCCUCUAACAAGAUGCUAUGUGCGUGUCAGAGGCCAGUCGGGCAGAGGGUGGAGGGUCCUGCACAGGAUAGCUGAGGCCACCCAAAGGGCUGUCAUCCUAGGCUUUGGGGUCUCCUGCAAUUCCCCCAUCCAGAUGCAUUACAUUCACCAGGCUUUGCAAACCCGGCUUCCCGUGCUCAUUUGGGAAUCCUCCUGAGUUGCUCCAUUCUGGGGUCGCGAGAGAGGGCAGAAAAGAGACAUUCUAUGUAGGAGCUCAUGACCUGCAAGCCUGUUGCCAUGGUGCUGGAGGCCUGUGUCUCUUUAUCCCAGGAUCUGGCUCUGAUCAUUUCUGGCCACCUGGUGGCCACUACUACCGCUGGUCCACAGACAGGAGCUCUUUUCUCCCCAGGGCUGUCAUGACAGCUUCUGCUGGAAGAAGAGAAGGGAGAAAGAGAAAAUGAUGAGGGGAACCUGUGAUGGGGUGUGUGUGUAUGUGUGUGUGUGUGUGUGUGUGUGUGUAUCUCUGUUGGCUGAUGCUGGUGGGGCCAAAUGGUCUGGGUUGUGAUGGGAGGGAGCUGAGCAUGGAUUUCCUGACAUAACACUACAUCUAAACAGUCCACUGAGCCCUCCAAACUGUGGGGGCUUCUUAAACUCUCUGGGAAGCCUACUGUGUGCCCUCCCCAUCUCUGGCCCCUCCCUCUUGACUCCCAGAUGGAAGUCUAGACUUCUGACACAAGUGAAAUAGAUGCUUAUUAUGACGGAA
Messenger RNA from Cervus elaphus (red deer), 2204 nucleotides. RefSeq names its product apolipoprotein A5 (gene APOA5). The transcript is spliced from 4 exons. Lineage: Eukaryota; Metazoa; Chordata; Mammalia; Artiodactyla; Cervidae. Gene Ontology annotation, biological process: triglyceride homeostasis; cholesterol biosynthetic process; lipoprotein metabolic process. The record is from RefSeq and is a predicted model, not a curated record. Gene Ontology annotation, cellular component: extracellular region; blood microparticle; high-density lipoprotein particle. The coding region runs from base 313 to 1419 and encodes 368 amino acids. Gene Ontology annotation, molecular function: cholesterol binding; phospholipid binding; phosphatidylcholine-sterol O-acyltransferase activator activity.